AUGUCCGUGGAGCUCGAGGAGGCCCUGCCGCUGACCACCGCCGACGGAGCGGCCAAGAGGGCGGCCAAAGCCAGCGGCUCGGCGGCGCCGUCCCCAUCCAAGAAGAGGAAGAACAAGAAGAAGAAUCAGCCGGGCAAGUACAGCCAGCUGGUGGUGGAGACCAUCCGCAGGCUGGGCGAGCGCAACGGCUCGUCGCUGGCCAAGAUCUACACGGAGGCCAAGAAGGUGCCGUGGUUCGACCAGCAGAAUGGGCGCACCUACCUGAAGUAUUCCAUCAAGGCCCUGGUGCAGAACGACACGCUCCUGCAGGUGAAGGGCACCGGCGCCAACGGCUCCUUCAAGCUCAACCGCAAGAAGGUGGAGGGCGGCGGCGAGCGGCGCGGGGGCUCGGCGGCCGCCGCCGCCCCGGCCGCAGCCGCGCACAAGGCCAAGAAGGCGGCCCCGGCCGCGGCCCCCCGGCGCGCGGACCCGAAGCCCGAGAAGCGCUCGCACAAGAAGGGCGCCGCCUCCCAGAAGCACAAAGGCGGCAAGGCCAAGAAGGCGGCGGCGGCCGCGGCCGCGGGCAAGGUGAAGAAGGCCGCCAAGCCCAGCGUCCCCAAGGUGCCCAAGGGCCGCAAGUGA
Pipistrellus nathusii (Nathusius's pipistrelle) is the source of this 621-nucleotide messenger RNA. The record is from the annotation of a GenBank genome assembly. NCBI's taxonomy places the organism in Eukaryota, Metazoa, Chordata, Mammalia, Chiroptera, Vespertilionidae.